AUGGGAGAAGAAAAAAAGGAAAAGAAGGAAAAGAAAGAGAAGAAGGAGAAAAAAGAAAACAAAGAAGAAGAUGCAGGGGCUCCAGCAGAAGAUAAAAAAGAGACAGCAAGUAGUGGAGGCGGUGGUGGUGGUAAACGAGCUCAAAGAGCCACUUCAAAUGUUUUUGGAAUGUUCCCUCAAAAUCAAAUUCAAGAAUUUAAAGAGGCCUUUACGUUGAUCGAUCAAAAUCGUGACGGAUUUAUUGAUAUUGAAGAUUUAAAAGAUAUGUACGCAUCGUUGGGUCGGACACCAACUGAUAAAGAAUUAAAAGAAAUGUUAGAUGAAUCACCUGGUCCAUUGAAUUUCACAAUGUUUAUCAAUUUAUUUGGUGAAAAACUAAAUGGUACUGAUCCUGAAGAUGCACUACGUAAUGCAUUUGCAAUGUUUGAUCCAGGGAACAAACGAUAUUUAGAAGAAGAAUACAUUAAAGAUCUUUUAGAAAAUAUGGGCGAUAAUUUUUCUGCUGAAGAGAUAAGACAAACGUGGAAAGAAGCUCCAAUUAAAGAAGGCAAAUUGGAUUACGAUGCAUUUGUAAAUCUCAUAAAGAGAGGCAAUCAAGACAUUUAGGACCAACAUUUCUAUAGAAAGGGUGAAAAAUAAACGAAAUUCAUUCCCUUGCAUAUUCAGUCCCUUUUCCAUUUAUUAUACCUUAAUGAAUAAAAUUCCCUGUUUUCACGCUAUACCAAAUACAUGCUUUCCCUGCUCUGUUUUGUUCUAGUUUCAGAAAUAUUGUUGUAUGUAUUAGAUUUCUUUUAUCUUUGAUGGUUAAUAUUCUUCUCAUUAUUCUGCAUGACUAGUACAAUAUUUAUGAGAGUUAUUUGAAUCGUUAUUUUCUGUUGGAAGGUUUAUUUAGUUUUAUUUUCAUUCGUUGAAACCUUUCCAGCUUUUGUCAACUAUUCAUUCCGUGUUGUGCUUUAGUUGUUGUGACCUUUAUAAUAAUUUAGCUUAUGAGAUAAAGCGUGUUAAAGAAUCCAAUUAUAGGUGAACGGGGACAGAUAUUAGUUAUUUUCAGAUAUGUUAAUUGCUGGUGAUCGAUUAAUCUAAAAGCCUUAUAUGUUAUAAUUAAUCUGCUUACUUAGUCGCUCAAAAAUCGCCAUUCUUCCAUUGAUUAUACUUAUUUAAAAACGACCAGGUUCUUAAUGGACCAGAUCUCUAUAGUCUUUUGUAUCUAUCUUUCUUGUUGUUGAAUAUCUUUUCACUUUAUUCUAUUCUUAGAAAGUGUGCUUGAGAAAAGAAACUUCGAUUUAGCAUUGAAACCUUUCGUCACCGAUUCUUGUAUCAAGCAUUUACUCAAAGGAGAGGACAUUCCAUUCAAAUGUCCAAGUUUGUGUUUGGUUUAUUGGCGAUACAAAAUGGUCCUUAGCAUAUACAUUUUUCAGGACCAUAGGCUUAGAAACGACACGAGACGAAAUGUUUCUAGUUUUCUGAAGAAAAGCCUGGACGAUGUAUACCAUGGGUUAAUUUCAGUAGCUAAUAAACAAUAUCAAUCAUUGGGCAAAAGUGAAACGAAUAUUUUUCUGCUGGAGACUAACUAAUUUCGUUGUGUUAUUCUCCAUAAAUUAAGCGUUGAUCUUGAACGGUGAUGACCCCAGGUAAAUUGAACCUUACUGAUUAAAGUGUUUUCAAUCUGGGUUGGUUCAUUGCAAUCGAAGUGGUUUUUUCACUUACAAAUGAAAUAUUUAUUCAUAUUACUUCCUAUAUGUACGUUUGAUGUGACAACGCGUUUUCUUGAACUUUAAAGUUUGUUUCUUAUUAUUUUCAUGAAUGUUCUGUCCCUAUGUAUUACUUGUACACAUUAUUUUAUGGAACUGUUGAGUAUUAUGCGCGUUUUAUUUCUUUCAUUUUUGCUUUACAGUUGUUUCAAUACAUUAUUCAUUUAGUUAAUUUGAUCG
Molecule: messenger RNA, 1931 nt
Organism: Schistosoma spindalis
Lineage: Eukaryota; Metazoa; Platyhelminthes; Trematoda; Strigeidida; Schistosomatidae
Source: the annotation of a GenBank genome assembly